ACAUAGAAGAUUCCCAGAAAAUCUCAACUUCUCAAGACCCAAAAAUGAAAAAAGUCAAGAAACCAAGCAGAACGGACAGGCACAGCAAGAUCAAAACGGCCAAAGGGACACGAGAUCGUAGAAUGAGACUCUCGCUAGAUGUCGCCAAAGAGUUGUUUGGCUUACAAGACAUGCUUGGAUUCGACAAAGCCAGCAAAACCGUUGAAUGGUUGCUCACACAAGCGAAACCCGAGAUCACAAAGAUCGCCAAAACCCUUUCUUACCAGUGCAGCUUCAGCAGCGGCGACGAGUCUCAUACCCGACCGGAGUUAGGAUCCAUGGACACAUCGUCUGAUCUAUGUGAACUUGCAUCCAUGUGGACGGUCGACGAUAGAGGCAGCAAUACUAACACGACCGAAACAAGAGGAAACAAGGUCGACGGGAGAUCGAUGAGAGGGAAGAGAAAGAGGCCAGAACCGCGAACGCCCAUUUUGAAGAAGUUGUCCAAGGACGAGAGAGCGAAAGCAAGAGAAAGAGCAAAGGAUAGAACAAUGGAGAAAAUGAUGAUGAAGAUGAAAGGAAGAUCACAAUUAGUAAAAGUUGUGGAAGAAGAAGCUCAUCAUCAUGGUGAGAUCAUGAAGAAUACUAUUAGCGAAGUGAAUCGGAAUUCUUUUGAGAUGUCACGCUGCGAAGACGAGAUCGAAAAACUUUGCAAGAACGAUCAUCGUUUUGCAGUUUGCAACGAAUUUGUCAUGAAUAAGAAUGAUCACAUUUCAAACGAAUCUUAUGACAUAGUCAACUACAAAUUGAACUCAUCAUUUCCAGUGAUUAAUCACCACCGCAGCAAAGGAGCAGCUAAUUCCAUUGAGCAGCAUCAGUUUACGGAUCUUCAUAACUCCUUGGUGGCGAAAUCAGACCUCAUGUACAACUAUCAAAACAUGUAUUGAUAGUGAUUUACCAUUAAUAUCUCAAAUUAACAAUAGUUUGGUUAGAGAUGUAUAUUAAUUAAUCUUAUGUUUAUAUGAAGGACUUUCUUCAUUUUAGUGUCAAAUAUUAAACCUAUGUGGAGAAAUUAUAAAAUUUGUAUGAUAUU
Molecule: messenger RNA, 1072 nt
Organism: Arabidopsis arenosa
Lineage: Eukaryota; Viridiplantae; Streptophyta; Magnoliopsida; Brassicales; Brassicaceae
Source: the annotation of a GenBank genome assembly